AUGUCAAAGCGUGACUCAGGCGACAAUAUUGGCGCUAAUGCUUUUGUUGCGAACCGCGGGAAUGAUGAUGAUACGACGAAAUUGAAGGACUAUUUUGAUCACCAGCCGUAUCAAGAGGACGAGUUGUUCGCUGAUGAAUCGGGUUUGAAGCCGUGGUGGACUUCAAAUUUUCUCCUUCGACAACCAACGUUGUUCGGUGCUUGGGACGGUGUUUUCACCUCGUGCUUGAUUAACAUUUUGGGAGUCAUCGUUUUCCUCAGAUCGGGAUGGAUUGUAGCUGAGGCUGGGCUAUGGAUGUCAACGCUGAUAGUCACAGUUUCUGUGCUUGUCAUCUUGACAUCUGUACUAUCUGCAAUCGCGAUUUGUGAGAUGGGAAGCGUUGGUAGUGGAGGAGUGUAUUCCGUACUAUCCAGCACUCUGGGUUCCCGUGUUGGAGGGGCUUUUGGGUUGCUUUACUGCUUUGGUAACGCGGUAGAAGGAGCCCUUCAUGCAGCUGGUUUUGGGGAAUCAAUCGCGGAACUAUUCGUCAUCAAAAAUCCUUGGAUAGAAACCGUGUUCGGGAUUGGGUUGAUUCUCUUUCUGGUCAUCAUCAACAUUGCAGGAGUCCAGUGGGUAAUGAAGUUCCAGUUCUUUUUGCUCCUUGGGUUGCUGCUGGCUGUUGGAGAUUUUCUCGUGGGAAGUCUGCUUGAAGUGCAUCCAGAGGUCGGUAUCACUGGGUGGUCCACCGAAACCUUCUGGAAUAACACAUCUCCGAUGUACAGCAAUGGAAGUGACUGGUUUUCAGUCUUCGGUGUUUUUUUCCCCACUGUCACUGGAAUUUUGGCUGGUGUUAAUAUGGCGGGAGACUUGAAGCAGCCAGCAAAGGACAUUCCUGUCGGAACACUGUCGGCCGUUUGUUUUAGUUUCCUGGUUUACCUGACUUGUAUUUGGAUCUUGGGAUGGACUUGUGACAGAUCUGCGCUGCAAAUUGAUUUCUUGAUCAUGGAAAAAGAAGCUUUCUUCGGGAUAUUCGUGCUCAUUGGACUUUACGUGUCAUCAGUGUCAACGUGUCUCGGAGUGUUGUAUGGCACUCCGCGGGUUCUCCAAAGCAUUGCAGGACAGAAAAUAGUUCCGGUGCUACAGCCAUUGGAAAAAGGGCGAGGUCCGAACAAUGUUCCUGUUUUGGCUGUCCUCGUCGUGGGUGCAGUUACGCUUGUUUUUGUGCUAAUUGGACAGAUCAACCGCCUCGCACCGAUUGUGACGUUGCCUUUCUUGCUGACAUAUGCGGGAAUUGAUUAUGCACAUUUCGCAUUGGUGCAAGCGAGGCUACUGAAUAUCUCUUCUGCGCAAUUCGCUGCCUCUAAGGACCGAAAACCGCCGAGUGGACUACUUCAGAGCCCAACCUUUUUGCAGCCGACAGAAGAGGGUUCAUAUUCUCCCCAACUGGGUUUGGAUCCUGAAUUUUCUGGUGAAAUUCUGUCGCAGCCGAAGUCGUGCUAUUCGGUUUUCUGCAAUCAUUAUGUCUCUCUGUUCGCCUGUGCCCUGAAGGUGAUGAUGGUUUUGCUGGUGCAUUGGAUAUACGGCUUGGCCUUCCUUGCAAUUUUGGGCUCGUUGUAUUUGUACAUCGGAAGAUGUUCGCAAACGUAUUCACCGGGAUUGGCACACGAAUUUUCCUUCUUUGAAUGGAUUUUUGACUUGGCAUUUUCUCCGGGAAGUGCUGAUGAUCAUGCGAAGUUCUCGUGGCGCAGAUUCUGGAAGAAUCACAGGAAAGAUUAUGAGGAAGUGAUCGUUGGCUCGCAACCGCCGUCACGAGAUCUAUACAGAACCGAGCAAUCUCAAGUGACAGACGUUUCGAAAGACUUCAACUGGCGAAAACCGUAUCAUCAAGCUACUAUGUUGUCGAAUACGGACGUGAGCAGUCAUCAGAGCGAAGUUGGGGAAGAGUAA
This is a messenger RNA of Notodromas monacha, 1926 nucleotides long. NCBI's taxonomy places the organism in Eukaryota, Metazoa, Arthropoda, Ostracoda, Podocopida, Cyprididae. The record is from the annotation of a GenBank genome assembly.